UAACAGGGUUACUGGGCUCAGGACAUCUGACACAGAAAGAUGUUUUCGUGUUGUGUGCCGAGUUUCAGGGGCUCUGGAACGCUCCAGAGGACAUGGUGGAGGAGGUGAAUGAGGAGAUUGCCUGCUCUCCUUCCUCCAAGGACAAGAAGCCGCACACGGCCAACAGAGUCUGGCGCUGGCUCAGGGGGAAAAAUGGUUCAACCAGGAAGAGGACAAGGACCUCACUGCUGAUGGCAGAGCGGGCCGACAAGCUGGAGGCCGCAAUUGAUAAUCUGGUGCCUGCCAUCCUCAGACAAGAUCUAUACUGUGUCCACACCUUUCUGGACACAUACUACACCUUUGCCAGCACCGAGGAGGUGCUGGACCAACUAUGUGCAAGAUUCGGAUGCUAUUACUCCACGUAUGAAGAGGUCAAGAGAUCCCAGGAGCAGCGCGACAUGUGAGUAAGCUUUGGCUGCUCCAGGAGGGCCUUCCCUCUCCAGCAGGGCAGUGAGGGUACUGUGAGUUCGAGGGGCUGCUGGACCUUCACGCACACCUCUGUGAUUCCUGCUUUAGGGUAAAGGUCUGAGAGCUUCUACUGGAAACUGGGAAGGUGCCCUGGAGAGCUGGGGUAGGUGUAUGAGCACUGUGGGAGAACAGAGGGGCAUGGAGGACAGCUUCAACCCCUGAGAGGGUCAUGCUCCAUCCCUGCCCCCUCCCAGCCCUCUCUCUGCCCCAAUUCUGGGACCCAGAACGCAGGAUUUAGGAACCAUCGCACAGCAGUCUGUUGGCACCUGCACGCUGGGUGCUCAGAGGGGGCUCAGGGAGAGUGGUGACCCAGUAGAGCCCAGGGAGCAGCAGACAUCCCACACCCUGUGGGAGGUGAGUGUCAGUGGAAACA
Molecule: messenger RNA, 880 nt
Organism: Mustela erminea (ermine)
Lineage: Eukaryota; Metazoa; Chordata; Mammalia; Carnivora; Mustelidae
Product: ral guanine nucleotide dissociation stimulator-like
Exons: 4
Coding region: 93-443 (116 amino acids)
Source: RefSeq, a predicted model, not a curated record